AUGGCCAAACACACUGAGCACGAGCCGAUCGCCAUUGUAGGCAUUGGAUGCCGCUUUCCGGGAGGCAUAAAUACAAAGGCAGACCUCUGGCAAGUCCUCUGCCAGGGCCUCGAUGUCCUGACUGAGGUGCCGGCUGAUCGGUUUGAUGUGACCGCCUUACACGAUGACGACGUUAGGAAAUACGGAGUCAUUCGAAGCCGCAGGGGUGGAUUCGUCGACGAUAUUUACGGGUUCGAUGCCGAGUUCUUCGGUCUGUAUCCUGGAGAAACGUCCCGGAUGGAUCCUCAGCAGCGGUUAGCUCUGGAGGCCUCUGUGCACGCCAUCGAGGACUCUGGCAUUCCGCUUCAUCGUGUGGCUGGGUCACGAACAGGUGUGUUCCUCGGAACAUUCAUGUCUGACCAUUUGAGUAUGCAGACAGCCACGGAGCAGCGGGACAACAUCAGCCCGCAUAGUGCGAUGGGCGUGUCCAACAGCUCGAUUGCAAAUAGGGUAUCGCAUCGACUCGAUCUACAGGGCGCCAGUGUAACUCUUGAUACCGCUUGUUCCAGCAGUCUCGUGGCAUUACAUCUUGCCUGCCAGAGCCUGUGGACAGGUGAGAGUGAAGGUGCUCUGGCUGGUGGCGUCAACGCUCUCCUUCGGCCUGAGUCUACAAUCUUGAUGACGAAGGCCGGGUUUCUUUCUCCAGAUGGCGCCUGCAAAUCAUUCGAUGCGGCAGGAAAUGGAUAUGUCCGUAGCGAAGGUGUCGGAAUGGUGUAUUUGAAACCCCUUAGCCGAGCGCUUCAAGACAACGACAGAAUCUAUGCCACGAUUCGCGGCUCACUGGUGAAUUCAGACGGAUACACUUCAGACGGAUUCACGGUCCCAAGUCUGAAAGCACAGACCGCACUUCUACAGCGUGUAUACUCCAACGCUGGGGUAGAUCCUUCUAUGGUGCGAUAUGUCGAAGCUCAUGGGCCUGGGACACCAGUGGGCGAUCCUGUUGAGGCACGCGCCGUCGGAGGACAUAUCGGGCUAGCGCGUGGGAAAGGGGAUAAGUUCUUGUGGAUAAGCUCAAUCAAAGGCAACCUUGGCCACCUGGAGGGUGCCUCCGGCAUUGCUGGCCUCAUCAAGGCUGCACUCGUGGCCUAUCAUGGUGCAAUUCCUCCUCAGGUAAACCACAGCAUCCCUAAUCCGGCAAUUGAUUUACAAUCUCUCCGUCUCAAGAUCCCGAGAUGUAUGAUUGAUCUAAAGCAAGACGUGGAAGGCGGGAUCAUGGUUGGCGUGAAUUCUUUUGGGGCUGGCGGCACGAAUGCUCAUGUGAUUCUAGAGCAGGCUCCUCCCAUUGCUGGCGGCCAAACAUCCCUCCACGACCCUCGGGUGUUUCUUCUGUCUGCACGAUCGCUAUCUGCUCUCAAGGAAUUAUCAGAUCAACUUAUUGAUCAUCUAAAGCAUCAGCAGCCUAACCUCACGGACAUCGCAUACACACUUGCCAGCCGCCGAAGCCGCCAUCGCCAUAUUUGUAUAAUCCCCGCCAGACAACUCGACGAACUGUGCGAUCGCCUCAGCCACCUGUCAUCUGGGCGGACUCCAAAAGAGGCCUUGGUCUUGGAGAAGAAGUAUGAUAGACCUCGGGUUGCCUUCGCCUUUUCUGGUCAAGGUGGCCAGUGGUUCGGUAUGGGUUUGGCCCUGGCGCAACAGGAAGCUGUUUUCCGUGAGUCGCUUACGGCGUUUGAUGAAAUCUUUCGGACACAUUCAGGAAUCUCCAUCGUCCAUGAAAUAUCAAAACACCAAGAUGAAUCCCGCUUGAACAGCACUACAAUCGUUCAGCCUGCUAUCGUGGCCAUUCAGAUUGCACUAGCAAGAACAUUGAUCUCAUAUGGUCUCGAGCCCGAGGCAAUUGUAGGCCACUCAAUUGGAGAGGUUGCAGCCGCGCAUCUCGCGGGUGCGCUGUCCCUCGAGCAAGCUGUUACCGUUAUUUAUUAUCGAUCGAAGAUACAGAACCGGGCUGCUGACCUCGGUUCUAUGCUGGCUGUCGGACUAUCCUCAACAGAAGCAGAAAAGAUCAUCUCCCGGAAGCAGGUUGCUAAGAGAGUUGCGGUUGCUGCUAUGAAUGGCCCUAAAAUGACAACUAUAGCUGGAGACUCAGCAGAUCUGCGACUCAUUGCAAAGGAGCUUGAAUUGCAGGGGACUUUUGCUCGGUUUGUCAAUGUGGAAGUCCCAUAUCACAGCCAUUUCAUGGACCCUCUAGAAACCGACCUUACAGACGCGCUAGGAUCAAUUCAAGGCAUACCCACCAAUAUCAGUCUCUACUCCACUGUCACAGCCUCUAUCGAGCCUGGGACUCAUCUAACUGGAAAGUACUGGUUCGAUAAUGUGCGAAAGCCAGUCCGAUAUGUUGAGACCGCCAAGAGAUUGAUUGACGACGGCUACAAUUUUGUCGUCGAGAUCGGCCCACACCCUGUCCUUGUUUCGGGGACUCGAGAAAUUGCCGAGGCUGCUGGACGCAAGGUUCACAUCCUUCCAGCCAUGAUGCGGGGCAAAGACCAUGAGCCCUUUGCCAUUGUUCUAGGAGCUGGGUAUGCUGUUGGUGCUGAUGUUCAGAUUGAUGUUUUUAAUGGUGGAGGUGGUCAUUUUAUCGACCUCCCUAUGUACCCCUUCCAACGGAAGCACUUCUCAUUCGAACAUCCAGAGGCUCAACAACGCCGACUUGGGAUAUCCAGGCAUCCAUUCGAUGGGGGUUUGACUAGCUUAAGCGACGACGGCCGCGGAAGUGUCCGCCUCAGGGCUAGCAUCGGCGUCUCUCCUUUCCUAGCUGAACAUGUCGCUGAUGGCACUAUGAUAUUCCCCGCUUCUGCGCAUAUCGAGGCUGCUUAUAUGGCUGCGAAAGAUUUUAUGCCACUCGCAGACGUCUGGUUGGAGGACCUCAAAUUUGAACACCCUUUGGUGCUAGCCCCGCCCGAGGAAUUCGCUCCUCAAGUCCUCCUUGAGAUAACAUCUAUUGCAAAAACUUACACCAUCAGUUCCCGACCAGCGGAUUCUCCCCCCUCGACACCAUGGCAGACUUGUUCUACAGGUCGAAUCAAUGCCUUUGAUUCGAUUUCAAACACCAGUGCCGAAGCACUAGAAGAUGUCAGGUGCCGAGUUCAAGCGGGUAAAGCAUUUGAUAAAGAAGAAUUCUACUCAACACUCGAACGAUCCGGCCUUCGAUAUGGUGAGGCAUUCCGAGGUAUACAAGAGUUAUGGCAACUCGGAACAGAAAUCUUUGCCCACGUCAAGCUUCCCGAACCCCUUACUCAUGACACAGCUCGAUUUCGAUUUCAUCCUGCGUCCCUAGACGCUUGCCUACAAACAGUAUUCGCCGAUGUGCAACAUCGUGGCGACGCUCGCUAUGUGUAUUUACCCCACAAGAUUGAAAGAGUGCAAGUCUCUGAUGCAUAUGGCGCAACAGAGGUUUUUGUAUAUACCAAAAUUCAGCACCAUGACAGGAAUUCACUGCGCUGCGAUACACAUGUGUACAACGCAUCCGGCCGUGUAAUUGCAACAAUUAUUGGAAUGACUGUCAAACGCCUGCUAGGAGCACACAUCCCUGAACCAGUUGAGUAUGAAACUACUUUCCAGGAGGAAUCGCGAUCCACUGGCAACAGAACAGAGGCAGACUUUGCCAGUGUCUUGGUCCUCGGGAACAGAAGCUUGGAAGUCACUCAGCUUGCCCGAGAGGCAUUCCCCCGGGCGUCAGUCUCCCAUAAACCUGUGACAUGGAUUGAGCGGUUCGCCGAUAGCACUGCAAAAGACUUCAGACUAGACCGCCGGACGCUCAUCGUGAUAUCAACGCUGACACCGUCGCCAGACCACGACCUGGUAGCACAGAUGGGGUCUGUUGUUCCGACUCUCUUACAUCUUUCCCGCUGGAUUCACCAUCAAGGCGGAACCCCUACAGUGGCAGUACUACUUGCGGGAGCGUGCAUGACACCGUCAGACUUACAAUGCAACCCAGCCACGGCUGCGUUAGAGGCCGCGGUGCGUUUGAUGGUGAACGAGCUUCCCCAAUCGGACAUCCGUGUCAUUGACCUUCCCUUGGGCCAGAACGACUGGGACUUCCAGUCCGUUAAGGAGGAGCUCCUGUCUAAUCGUCACGAUCGUCAUGACACUGUUGUCGCGAUACGCCCCGGAGGACGAUUUGUUAGACGGAUUAUCCCCCUUACUGCUGAGGAAGCCGAGAAGCGAGCCAUGAAGAAGCUCCCCGCGCAAGGCGGAAGGUAUACAUGUGAGCCAGAUCAAAGUGGCAUUAUUAUCAGGCAACAAACUUCGAAAAACCUAGGCGCAGAAGAAGUAGCUAUUGAAGUCCAUGCCGCUUCCUUGAACUUCAAAGACGUUAUGAAUGAGAGGAACUUGACAAGUGAUCUCUCCGUCUCCGGCGCACUUUCGGGUCAGAAGCUUGGCCUCGAAGUCGCAGGGAAAGUCGUUGAUAUAGGGGCGAAUGUCAACGAUAUCCAGCUCGGUACAAAGGUCAUGGCCCGAGUUGCGAAUGGGCUUGGUGGAUUCGUUACGACCGAUCGCUGUCAUGUUUCCCCAAUUCCUAAGCAACUCACAGCCUCUCAAGCUGCUUCUAUCCCAGUCGCUUACGUCACAGCAUACUAUGCUUUAGUCCAUCUCGGCAGAUUGACUGACAAAGACACUGUUCUUAUCCAUGCAGCAGCUGGAGGGGUUGGAGGGGCUGCCAUUCAGAUUGCUAAGCUCUGUGGGGCUCGCAUCCUUGCUACAGCUGGUAACCCUAAACGUCGUGCUUGGGUUCUCGGUCAGGGUGUGGCAGCAGCUUUUGACUCACGGUCUGUAUCGUUCUACGACGAUAUCAAGGCCUUUACUAACGACCGUGGUGUCGAUGUCGUGCUCAAUUGUCUUACAGGCUCAUUAUUCUCCCAGUCUUUCGCCUGCCUAGCACCUUUUGGACGCUUUUUAGAAAUCGGAACGACCGACAUCAACCGGAACACGAAAUUGGGCGUCGGUCAGUUCAGCGAGAAUCGUUCAUUCCUAGCUGUAGAUGUUGACCGAAUGGCCCUACAAAAGCCGGAACUCCACACCCGGGUGCUUAAAGAUGUUUACACCCUCUUCGAGAGCGGGAAAUUGGUACCUCCUCCCAUCACUGAAUACCCCAUAACACAACUAUCGAGGGCCCUCAAAUCACUAUCUCGUUCUGCAGUAAUUGGAAAAGUGGUUAUGACUAUGCCAGAGAAUACCACCAUUGAGGCAUCUGUGCCGACUCGACUGAAUUUGCGGGCUGACCGAAGCUACCUCAUCACUGGAGGGGCUAGCGGACUUGGCCUGCAAAUAGCAAGAUUUCUGGCUGAGCGAGGAGCAAAGCAUCUUAUUCUUGUGAGCCGUUCUGGGCCCAAAACUGCCGAAGAUAAAGCAAUUCUUCUCGAAAUGGAGGCAAGCGGUGUCGUGAUUAUAAUUGAGCACGCGGAUAUCAGUAACCGGGAAAUGGUCGCAUCGUUAUUCUGCAAACGAGACUGGCCGACAAUUGCGGGUAUUGUUCACUGUGCAAAUGUUCUGCGUGAGCUCUACUCAUACGAUACAUCUAUGGAAGAUUUCUGGACAGUGUUUAACCCAAAAGCGCUUGGUGCAUGGAACUUGCACCUGGAGACAAAGGAUAUGCAUCUUGACUUUUUCGUCAUGACCUCAUCCAUCUCCAGCAUGUUAGGGCUGAUUGGUCAGUUCAGCUAUGCGGCUUCGAACCAGUUUCUAGACUCAUUGGCGCACUAUCGCCAGGCAAAUGGCCUACCGGGGCUUUCACUUAACUAUGGGGUUCUAGGAGAUUUCGCCAGCAUGACCCGCAAGUCGGUGGAGACAGAUAAGCUUAUGGGCAUUUUGCGAUCGUAUGGCUUAUAUGCCAUGAGUCUACCGAUGGUCCUUUCCGCAUUUGAACGUUCCAUCCUACAAGGCGCAACGCAACGAAUGCCUUUGAACAUCAAUUGGUCCGUAUUUCUCAGAGCACACCCACAUCUGCUCCGUGACGGGGCUUUCUUUGGGUUGGAUGCAGAAGAGAGUAGGAAUGGUGAUCCUGCAUCUUGCGGAUCAUUUUCUUCGCCUCAAGGGCCGGCACCUUCCGAGGCAAUCGCUGAGACACUGCGCUCUAGGCUGGCCAAGAUCCUUGGGGUCGAGGUAGACCAGAUCGCCCUUACUGAGAAGAUCGACCAGUAUGCAUUCGACUCUAUCACCAUGACUCAGAUCCGAGGUGUAAUACUUCAAGAGUUUCGAAUUUCGUUUGCACUCAUGAGGUUAUUUCAGGGUCCUAGCCUGCAGGAGAUCGCCAACGAAGUUUCGGUACAGAUGGGCAAUGAGACUAAUAACCUAACAAACAGCGAGAACGGAAGAGGGUCAGAUGAUAACCACGGCAUGUAUGAUGGCCUCAGCGUGGUAUCGAAGUGGUUGGUCCGUGGUGUUCCUCUAGUGAAGACCCGAGGCCGGCUUUUCCUAUUCCAUCCUAUGGGGACAGGAGCUUCAUUCUUUGCCCCAUUCCUGCUCGACCCACCAGAAGGCUUUGACACUGUCGCGGUCCAGCUACCAGGGCGCGAGGGGAGGAAUGAUGAGCCUGUGCCUUCUCAGAUGGCCGAGAUCGUUACAGGUAUAGUAAGCGAAAUUGGCGAGAUUGGAGCCCAGGACGUUUUCUGGGGGCACUCAUUCGGUGGCGUUGUCGCUUUCGAAACUCUCAGAGCGCUCAAAAGGCGACGCAGUAUCUUGCCUCGCCUGGUAGUUACUGGAACCAUCGCGCCUCAUCUUGUCCGUCUAUGGCAGAAGCGAGACGUUCUUCUCCGAGUUAUGGCCGACGACUACAACCCAGACUACAUGCUCGCUGUAUCGCGAUAUGUGGACGACGCCAACUUUUUCCGGGCCUUACUACCGAAAAUGAAGAAAGACAUGCCAUUUUUGAUGGGAUAUGAAUAUGUCGAAGAAGAUGAGACUCUUGGUGUGCCAAUCACGGCGUUUGCGGCACGGCAAGAUGAUGUCGUGUACCCAGAUGAAAUUCAGCCAUGGGCCUCACAUACGCAAGAUUUUAGGCUUUUUGAAGUUGACGGAGACCACUGGUUCUUGCAUCGUAAUCGCGACUUGCUUCGCCAGACAUUGGAAAGGAUGGCAACAUAA
Molecule: messenger RNA, 7119 nt
Organism: Fusarium odoratissimum NRRL 54006
Lineage: Eukaryota; Fungi; Ascomycota; Sordariomycetes; Hypocreales; Nectriaceae
Exons: 1
Coding region: 1-7119 (2372 amino acids)
Biological process (GO): fatty acid biosynthetic process; secondary metabolite biosynthetic process
Molecular function (GO): oxidoreductase activity; fatty acid synthase activity; phosphopantetheine binding
Source: RefSeq, a predicted model, not a curated record